GCUUGUGCAAUCGUGUUUUUGUUAUAGGGAAGUCGUCCGGUAUAUACUGGCGACUAUGCAUGGCCCGUCAUUAGACUCCUGAGUAUGGCCUGCGCUAACGUUCCCGACCAGACAGAAGAAAAGGAGUGGAGAGUUCAGUCGUAUUUGGAGCAGCACUUGAGGAUUUGGCCGCAGUACGGGAACCGCAUUCUGGCGCAGCACGACGAAGACAGCAUUGUCGUCUACCAGGCAUUCUGUAACGAAAUAGCGGACUAUGCUGUUCGAUACCAAAAAUUUGGAGGUGACCAUUUCUCCUUCACUCGCAUGUCGUGGAUUAAACCAAACUUUAUGUGGAUGAUGUACCGUAGUCGAUGGGCUACCAAACCGAACCAGGACCGUGUGCUGGCAGUAAGAAUCACAAGGGCUGGCUUCGACCACAUACUGUCGCUGGCAUUCACCAGGGACUCUAAGAAAGCGGCAGCGACGAAGCAGCCAACUCUAGUAAGACUGCAGUGGGACCCUGACCACGACCCUAGCGGAGACAAACUACGGAGGAGAGCCAUUCAACUAGGCCUCCGAAAACAGGUUCUCAGAAGAUACAGUGAAGAAUGGAUUGUAAAAAUUGAGGAUAUAACGGAGUUUGUUCAUCAGCAGUACAAGCUGGUCAAGAAGCGGAGGAUAGAGGGUCUCAUUGUUGCACAAGAACGUGUUUAUCCCGUCUCUGACCCUAAAACUGCUGCUCAGAUUGAACUUGCUCAGUAGUGCAGAUUCACAGCAUUAUACUCACCCAAUGAAGUAAAUUCUGCAUCCUAUAAUUCUGCAACAUAAGUGAACAUAAUAGCUAUUACAUAUGUUGCUAUCAUGUCAUUACCUUCUGAAGGCAUAGUUAGCCUGCCCCCACAUCUAGCUAUCACGAGUACAAAAGGUGGUCUGGGCAAAAAAAUCGGAUCUUCUUUGAUUGCAUUCUGUUGCUAA
Molecule: messenger RNA, 954 nt
Organism: Geodia barretti
Lineage: Eukaryota; Metazoa; Porifera; Demospongiae; Tetractinellida; Geodiidae
Source: the annotation of a GenBank genome assembly